Molecule: messenger RNA, 992 nt
Organism: Haliotis rufescens (red abalone)
Lineage: Eukaryota; Metazoa; Mollusca; Gastropoda; Lepetellida; Haliotidae
Exons: 5
Coding region: 169-975 (268 amino acids)
Source: RefSeq, a predicted model, not a curated record
AGCCAUGGAUGAAAUUGAACGUGUGCCAUCGUCGCGACGAGCUAACACCUUAAGCAGUGGGCUAUUCGUUACCAUAGAGAAUGAAAUCAGGCUUUGUCAUUUUCUGUGUGAGGAUAUUUACUGAAGGUCAUGUUGGUUGAUGCAAGGGUAGGUGUUAGGUCCUGGUAGAUGAGUAUAUAUGUCUCCCAGCUCUACCUUCACUGUCGGUGUGGAAUGAAGACAAUGACGAUGCUGCAUACAACGUUCAUCCUCCUCCUCUGUGUGGAACUUGUCACAGGUGCUUCUUUGAAGAAAAACAAAACUGGUGUCAUUACUCCGUGCUCGGCUUCCACGAACAGGCAGUUCAUGCAUGAGCUGAGGUCGCUGCUAAGCCUCUAUCUGGGGGAGAAGGUUCUACCGCCAGCGACCUCCACUCCACAAAGUAGCAGCUCGGGAGGAGGAGCGAUGUUCACUCGGUGGGGAAAGACAACAUGUCCGUCUGGAAAUGAUGUCAUGUAUAAAGGUUAUGCAGGAGGAAGCCAUUACACGGCCAAGGGUGGACCAGGGACAACUCUGUGCCUUCCAGAUUCUCCGAUCUACGCCAAACAUACUACAGCAGACACUUACAGUCAACUCUAUGGGACUGAGUAUGAAACUCUUGCAGCAACAGGACCUCUGCACAACAUGUUUCAACACGAUGUUCCUUGUGUGGUGUGCCGCAGUCGUCGCAGGAGGAGUGCUGUCAUGGUCCCUGCCAGGAAUGCGUGCUUCCCUCAGUGGCAUCUGGAAUACAAGGGGUACCUCUUCGGGGGAGCCACUAGACACUCAGGGUCAAGUGAUUACGUGUGUGUAGAUGAAGACCCAGAAUCCAUAAAGGGAGGCCAUGCAAACAAAGACGAACAUCUCCUGUACCUGGUCGAGUCUAUCUGUGGGUCCCUGCCAUGUCCACCAUAUGUUAAUGGCUGGGAGAUGACCUGUGCUGUCUGUACAAAAUAAAUAUAUAUAGUCCAUGU